AGAAUGGGUCAUUUCUUCCUUUCUUGAAUUUAAGAAAGAGGCCGAAGGGAAAGAGCUUUGUUUGAAUUACUAUCUAGAAAAUGGCUGUAUCUAUGAUGUACUCAAUCGUGCCAAGGAGGGUUCUUUCCACUGUUUACACCGGCGAAUUCACUAUCCACUCUUUGGGAAAACUACCCUCACUAACAAUUUCACCCCAUCCGCGCCCCUGCUCUCGAUGUUAUUGCCGGAGUUUCGCCGCGACUGCUUCGCCGGCCGGCGUUUCAUCUUGUGUAGCCGAGAGAGAGAGGCAGGUUAUCAGCAGCACGGAGCUCGUGGCCAUGGAGUACGCCGAACUCAAUCUCACUGAUAAGUUCUGCGAGGAAUUGGGGCGCCUCAGAAUAAGGCAGCAUGUUAAUCCUCUGCGCUCUUCGCUCUUGGUUCCUGCAGAAGUGCCAAACUGGAAUGAGGUAUAUAAGGACACAUCGCUGCCACUGAUGGUGGAUAUAGGAAGUGGUAGCGGCAGAUUUCUUAUGUACCUUGCUAAAAGAGAUCCUGAAUCCAAAAACUAUCUGGGACUGGAAAUUCGUCCGAAAUUGGUUACACGUGCUAUGUAUUGGGUAAACGAGCUGGGUCUGAGAAAUAUACACUUCCUGUUUGCAAAUGCGACGAUUUCCUUUGAGAGAAUUGUAUCUACAUACCCUGGACCCUUGGUGUUAGUUUCUAUCUUGUGCCCUGAUCCUCAUUUCAAGAAAAAGCAUCAUAAGAGAAGAGUUGUGCAAAAGCCAUUGGUUCAAUCCAUAGUUGAUCGUUUAGCGCGAGGUGGACAGGUCUUCAUACAAUCUGACGUGCUUGAGGUGGCUCUCGACAUGAGAGAUUACUUUGACACUAUGUCCAAUGAGCUUAUACACAUCGACAACAUAAACCCUAAUGUUCUUUGCGACAGUAAUGGAUGGGUAUUAAAGAACCCUAUGGGGAUAAGAACUGAAAGGGAGAUCCACGCAGAGUUUGAAGGCUCCAGCAUUUACAGAAGGGUAUACGAAAAAGUUCAACGUUAAUUUUGCAACGGGAGCAUGUAGGGAUCUUGGUUCGAUCUGCAGUAUCGCAAUCCUACACGUGAUUCUGGGAAUCGCUUGGUUUCUCGUUUUGUGGCUGUUAGCACUCACACCGCACUUGAUGGAUGGCACUGUAACUUCUGAUGUGAGUGAUUUUGGGGUAAUUUUACUGUUUGCCUGGAGAGUGAAGAGCAUGUAAAGUUUGAUCCUUGUGUGAGUUAGAGAAAAGUUGCAGCUUGUUAGUUGUUGCAUGUAUCAAUGGAUGAUUUUGCAAUCCAUGAAUGAAGGUCAAUUUUGCUGUCGAGA
This is a messenger RNA of Ipomoea triloba (trilobed morning glory), 1337 nucleotides long. Its product is annotated as tRNA (guanine-N(7)-)-methyltransferase. The transcript is spliced from 8 exons. Gene Ontology annotation, cellular component: tRNA methyltransferase complex. Lineage: Eukaryota; Viridiplantae; Streptophyta; Magnoliopsida; Solanales; Convolvulaceae. The record is from RefSeq and is a predicted model, not a curated record. Gene Ontology annotation, biological process: tRNA methylation; RNA (guanine-N7)-methylation. Bases 81 to 1034 code for a protein of 317 amino acids. Gene Ontology annotation, molecular function: tRNA (guanine(46)-N7)-methyltransferase activity.